GAUAGCACCGCUAAAGAAGAGUAGAAACACUAAAAACGCCGGGAAAAAUAAUGAAAAUAAGGGACCACAACAGAUAAAGGUCACGCCAUUGGAACACGCUGUUACAUUAAUGAGACUCUUGAAACCGGCUUGGGUGCACCACGAUGACAAACAGAUAUUCUCAGUCGAUGUGCACCAGGAUUGCCUUAAAUUCGCCACUGGCGGCCAGGGUAAUGACUCGGGGACUGGUCGCGUUGUCAUAUGGAACCUGUUGCCAGUGCUGUCGGAGAAGGAAGAAAACGAUGUAAAUGUGCCAAAGAUGCUGUGUCAGAUGGAUCAGCACUUAGGGUGUGUUAAUUGUGUGCGGUGGUCCCAGGACGGAAAGCUUCUGGCCUCUGGCUCGGAUGACAAGCUCAUUAUGAUAUGGCGGAAAUCGCAGGGUCCCAGCGGGGUGUUUGGAAACGGCGGCAUGAAGAAGAAUCCCGAAACUUGGAAGUGCUACUACACACUGCGUGGCCACGCGGGGGAUGUCCUCGACUUAGCAUGGUCGCCGGGAGAUCGUUAUCUGGCCAGUUGCAGCGUGGACAACACUGUCAUAGUUUGGGAAGCACAUGCAUUUCCGCGUAUUUUGACGGUUCUUAAGGGCCACACCGGUCUAGUGAAAGGCGUGUCCUGGGAUCCGGUGGGCAAAUUUCUCGCCUCACAGUCAGACGAUCGUAGCAUUAAGAUAUGGAACACUACGGAAUGGACGUGUAGUGCAACAAUUACUGAACCCUUUGAGGAGUGCGGCGGCACAACUCAUAUCUUGCGUCUGUCUUGGUCACCGGAUGGACUCUACCUGGUGUCGGCGCAUGCAAUGAACGGCGGUGGCCCUACCGCUCAGAUUAUCGAGCGCGAGGGCUGGAAGUGCGACAAUGAUUUCGUCGGCCAUCGCAAGGCGGUAACUUGUGUUCGUUUCCUCAACUCGAUUCUUAAGCGACAAUCUACCGAGGGUAGCGGCGGUAGUCCCAGCAAGAUGGUCCAAUGUUGCUGUUUGGCCGUGGGCUCACGCGAUCGCUCGCUGUCUGUAUGGAUGACAGCGCUGAAACGGCCUCUGAUUGUCAUCCACGAACUGUUUAACGACAGCGUACUAGAUCUGUCCUGGGGCCUCAGGGAGUGCCUGUUGAUGGCAUGCAGUGGCGAUGGCAGUAUCGCCUGCUUGCAGUUUGCUGACAACGAGCUGGGCACGCCGUUGUCCGAGGACGACAAGAAUGCGAUGUUUCAGCGCGAGUAUGGCAAAGCGCUGGGCAACGGCAUCUUGAGCAGCGCUAGUGUGAAUUCUAUUGUGGAGCAUCCCGAUCUGUUAGGCUUCCAACAGGAUCGAGUGUGUGCACCCACGCUCGGUCUGCCUCCAGCGUCUAGCUUUCCAGCACCCAAUGGUUCAAUGGAGCGACGGACGGGAGUCAUACAGACGCCCGCGCAUGGUUCACCAGCAAAGGCCAUUAGUAAGCAAACGGAGACGCGGACAAAGGAUGGAAAACGUCGCAUAACGCCCAUGUUUAUACCAUUGCAUGAGCAGACAGCAACGACGUUGACCACAGCCCUACCUACAGAGAGCGAACAAGUGGUUAGCGUGGAGGUGCCAGCGGCGACGCCAUCGACGGUGCCCGAACCCCGUCUUAGUAAACAGGACGAGGGACGUCUGGACUCGCGCUUAAAGAUGUUGCCGCCCUCUCAGCGCCGACAUCCCAUUCCAUUCGAUCCUGCGAACCUCGAGAACUUCCCGCGCCAACUGAACAAUAAUCCUGUACGCACACCCACCGAUCAUCAGGGCUCCACCAUCGGUCCGAAGCUCAACAUCACGAGCAGCAGCAAGUGUGAGUUCGUCAAGGCAGCUCUGGACCAUCGCAUUCACGUGCAGAAUGGGCAUCUGAAGACCACCUACGGUCUGGUCGCCAAAGUGAGCGCUUUUACGCUGCGGGAACGGCUGUGGGAGACUUACGUUGGCUCGCCUGUUGUGAAUGUGAAUUUGUGUAGCAAGUAUGUAAUGCUGUGCUCCCUAGAUGGCAGCAUGCGCCUGGUGUCCAUGGAGACGGGAUGUGCCGUAUUUCCGGCCAUUUCACUUACCACCACUGCCGUGCAUUGUGCUUUUAGUCCCGAUAACAGUUUGGUGGGCGUGCUCACUGAAUGUGGCAUGCUACGCAUCUGGAACAUUGCUCGCUGUUGCGUCACCCUUGCCACCAACUGCAACGAACUGCUGCUCAAGUAUGGGACAGCCGUUCAGUUCGCCAUUACGGACAAGGGCAAACCGCUUAUUGGAUUUCCCAAUGGCAAUUCGUAUUCCUAUUCGCAGAACUUGCAGUCUUGGUUAAUACUCAGCAACAGGGAUGCUAUCAUGUUCAAUGGUGUGCGAGCGACACUGCCUCGUGAUGUGGAGCGUGUCACGCGGGACUUUCCGCUCCUCAGCAUGCAGGUCAAUACGCAGAACUUUAUCAGCCUGGGUAAUGCCCUUGAAAUAAACACCGAGGACUGGCAGCAAAGCGCGAAGAUAAUUUUCAUUGAGAAUCAAAUCAAGCUGUGCGAAGCUCUGGAAUCGUUGGAGGAACUGAAACAUUGGUACAUGAUGAUGGUGUUCCAUCUGGCCAGCUACGGUCAAGAGAAACGUUUGCGCAUCUUCCUGGAUGAGUUGCUCCAUGGCCCGGAAACUGUAUCGAUGCAGCUCAUACCCAGGGACGACUUAAUGCAGAGUGUCCUGGACACCCUAAAGCCACAUUUGCGCUGGCAGCGUCUUUACGUUGAGUACGUGGACCUUUUUAAAUUUUGCCGCAACGAACGGAACGAACUACUUUCCAGCAGGCCCGUAUCGCCGCCUAGCCCUCCAAUCUUCCCAGUGCCGAUUUUAACGACGACAACGACAACAUCAGCAAUAACGACCACGUCGCCCACACCGUCAGCCACAACAACAACAGAUGCAGCAGCAACCACUACAUCAACAACGACAACAACUACGGCAGCAGCAGCCACACCAGCCGUUGAAGUGGACGCCACCUGAGGCGUAAAAACCUACAUCCAUUACCCAUUAUUACCCAUUCAACGGGGGACCUUUUUCCCUCAGUUCCUUUUGUUUUCUCUUAAGCUUUAAGCGUACACAUUUUUAUACAAAUAUACACCAUUUUUAUUAUGCGUCUCAUUUAGAUAUUUAUGCAUAUACUCUCAUUUGUAAGCUAUACAAUUGGCGGUUAGGGCGUUCACAUCGCAAUACCUCUGCAUCAAAAUCGUGUUUUUUCGUCCUCUAGAUCGAUAUCGUUUAAAUCUAUACAAUUUAUUGCUUCUCUGUUUUUGUAAAUUUAAGGCAAUUUCAAUAGUAAAUACUGAAAUAAAAGCUCAAACUGAAUUAUUUUCAAUUGA
Scaptodrosophila lebanonensis is the source of this 3366-nucleotide messenger RNA. RefSeq names its product protein HIRA homolog (gene Hira). Gene Ontology annotation, biological process: regulation of DNA-templated transcription; DNA-templated transcription; chromatin remodeling. Gene Ontology annotation, cellular component: HIR complex; nucleus. The record is from RefSeq and is a predicted model, not a curated record. The coding region runs from base 110 to 3010 and encodes 966 amino acids. The transcript has 6 exons. Gene Ontology annotation, molecular function: nucleosome binding; protein binding. Lineage: Eukaryota; Metazoa; Arthropoda; Insecta; Diptera; Drosophilidae.